Molecule: messenger RNA, 2216 nt
Organism: Protopterus annectens (West African lungfish)
Lineage: Eukaryota; Metazoa; Chordata; Ceratodontiformes; Protopteridae
Product: adenylate kinase isoenzyme 5-like
Exons: 14
Coding region: 4-1821 (605 amino acids)
Biological process (GO): nucleoside triphosphate biosynthetic process; ATP metabolic process
Cellular component (GO): cytosol; cytoplasm
Molecular function (GO): AMP kinase activity; nucleoside diphosphate kinase activity; ATP binding
Source: RefSeq, a predicted model, not a curated record
AGUAUGCUGACUGGCUUGAUGUAUUAUCGUCCAGAGGAUCCCAUUGAGUUCUUGGAAGGCUGCCUGCAGAAAGUACGAGAACUUGGAGGCCCAGAAAGAGUACGAUGGGAUAGCUUUAUCGGUCAAGAACGACGGACGUUGCCUCCAAUACAUGGAGGGCAAGCUAAGAAGUCAGUGUUCAGAUCAGAACCUGUACCAGGACCUUAUCGACGCUACGAGCGGCUACCUCCAAUCCAAGCCCAGUUCUCUAUUGAAAGCGACUCUGACAUGACAGAAACAUCAGGCCUAAUUCAGGAGUAUGAUGUAUUUGACCCUUUGAAACCCAGACCAAAAAUUAUUUUCAUUAUAGGUGGUCCUGGCAGUGGUAAGGAUACACAAAGCAGGAAGAUUGCGAAUCGCUAUAACUUUGAGUGGAUUUCUGUGGGUGAGAUCCUAAGAGCAAGGAUGAUUCAUCAUGCCACCACUGACCGCAAAUGGGAGCUGAUUGCACAGAUUAUUGCCAAUGGAGAGUUGGCCCCUUCGGAAACAACUAUCGAGGAAUUGAAGCACCAGUUCAUUCAGCACACAGAUGCCAAAGGAUUCAUUAUUGACGGAUUUCCACGAGAGAUCAGCCAAGCUUUUACAUUUGAGGAGCAGAUUGGAUCUCCAGAUUUAGUAGUGUUGCUAGUGUGUUCAAGCCAAAAACUACGGCAGCGCCUGGAGAAGCGAGCAGCUCAACAGGGCCGUCCUGAUGACAAUGCCCAUGCUAUUGAACGACGUUUGGAGAACUUCAAACAAAACAUUACACUGAUCUUGAAAUACUAUCAAGAAAAGGGAGUUAUUGUACGGCUGGAUGCAGACCGUGAAGAAGAUGAGAUUUUCGCUGACAUUAGUACCAUUCUGGAGGAACAGUUGUUUCCAGAAGGGAUAUGUUGCUCAGAGAUGACGGACCAGGACUUGCAGUUUGUUGCAUUUUCAACAGAGACGACUGCAGCAUCUGGGGACCAGAGUGAAGGAUUGUUUGCAGACUACAACAAGAUGGCAGGAGAAGCAGAGGAGGAGGACUCAAGGGACGCAGGAAAUCAAGGUGGAAGCAACCUAUGGUCUGAGUCAGCAGAUGCAGCCUGUGAGAGCCUGCUGGAAUUACUUGAGCAGCCUGGGACUAUCUCUUCUGUCAGCCAGUCAGAAAGCAUGGUGGACCCUAGGCAUAUUGUAGAAGAUGAACCCAUAGAAGCGGUGAAUAUUCUUCCACUGGGAAAUAAAGAUAAGCUGAAGAACUCAAAAAUCAUCUUCGUUGUUGGUGGCCCUGGCUCUGGAAAGGGCACACAAUGUGAAAAAAUUGUGGCAAAAUAUGGCUACACUCACCUGUCAACAGGUGACUUACUCAGGGCAGAGGUCGACUCAGGCUCCGAGAGAGGAAAACACCUGUCAGAAAUCAUGAAGAAAGGAGAACUUGUUCCUUUGGAAACUGUCUUGGAUAUGUUAAAGGAUGCCAUGAUUGCCAAGCUGGAGACUUCCAAAGGAUUCCUGAUUGAUGGGUACCCUAGAGAAGUGAGACAAGGAGAAGAAUUUGAAAAGAAGAUUGGACCUCCUUCUCUGCUGUUAUAUGUGGAUGCUGGGCCAGACACUAUGGUUAAACGUCUCUUGAAACGUGGUGAGACUAGCGGCCGAGCUGAUGAUAAUGAGGAAACGAUCAAGAAACGUCUGGACACCUACUACAAAGCCACAGAGCCUGUGAUUGCAUUUUAUGAAGGCAGAGGCAUUGUUAGGAAGAUCAAUGCUGAAGGAACAGUCGAUGAAGUCUUUACUCAUGUUGCUGCUGCUAUCGAUGCUCUCAAGUAAAUUAAAACCUUGGAUGAAGUGGCCACCAGGUUUCAGUAGAACAUAUCACCUUUCUACAGAUCAAAAAAAAAAAAAAAAACUGUUCAUCUUCUCUUUUGCACUGUGGAACUCCCUAUCCCUUACCCAUGGCAAUCUGCACAGUCCUAUUAUGGUUUACGAUCUUCAGGUCGAAGGUCUGCCUGCUUCUAAAAGACUUGAACUGUGUUCUAUACUCAUAGACAUUUAAAGAACAUGACACUUCAGCAAGCCCCUUUGCCUUGUGGUAUACUUUCUGUAACCAUCAGUUUUUCUGUGUUAGCCAGUCUGGCUGCCUUUAAUUCUUGAUGACACAACUCUCUAAUUUGGUUCUUCACUGGUUUAAUUUAAAAUAAAUAAAUUAAAAAUUAAAAAAAAAA